AUGUCGGAGCUGGUAGAAGAGCCAGACUUAACGACGGCUACUGAUCGAUCAGUGCGUUCGGUGUUUGGCAAUUUUCGUCAGUUGUUCAGUAGUUGCAGUUUUAUGCGACGGAAGAGCAGUGGUGUUCAAAUUGACGACAAAUUACAGCAGUUGCACCAACAACUAUCUACAGAAAAUGACGACCGUUCGCGUCGAAGUAAGGAGAGAACCGCAACAACUGGAACUGGCGGAACGGCCGUGGCAAACGCUGCAGAUCGAAUGUCCAAACGUGUCGCAUCAGCGUCAUUGGCAAUCCGACCACAGGCGAAGUCGUCGGAUUUGAUGUGUGUAUGUGAUUCGAUUGAUGGAAAUACUAUCACAAAGUUCACGAGUCAACCAGUUGGAAUCGAAAAGCGCGAAUGGAUCGCUCACAACGUAUUAGGACUAUUCGAGCAUGUCAACGCAUUGUGCGGAACAUUGACGGAGGUGUGCACCCAACAAUCGUGUCCUCACAUGAGCUAUCCCGGUACAAGCAAAGCGAUCUAUCAGGAUGAACGAGGAAAACGUCAAGUGUAUCCAGCAAUGCAGUAUAUCGACUGUGUUAUAACACAAUGUGAGACAAUGAGUCGACAGGAAGAGAUAUUCCCCACCAAAUAUGGAAACAAGUUCAACGACAGCUUCGAACCAGCGGUCAAGAAAAUGCUCCGUCAUUUAUUCCAUUGUAUGGGUCACAUGUAUCUGAAACAUUGGGAUGUCCUCGGCGCCCUGCAACUGAGUCCCCAGUGUGCCAUGGUGUUCGCCCAUAUUGCGGAGAUGGGAAGGAUUUUCAAUUUGCUGGAUCCUAAAGAUCAGGAGCAAGUUGAUGAAUGUGUGAUAGAGGUUCGCCCAAUUCUUCCAAUAAUCUCACAAACUCUAUCGCUGGACGACCCGGAUCAUCCAAACGACAGUGAUCGCUCAAUACGUGUACCAUCAUCGAAAAGUGGUAGCUGGGGAGGAUACCCAUCACCGGCAGUGCUCUCAUGCAAGGCGUACGCUCAGACAUGCUGA
Messenger RNA from Caenorhabditis remanei, 1026 nucleotides. RefSeq lists its product as uncharacterized. Gene Ontology annotation, biological process: positive regulation of protein phosphorylation; signal transduction. Lineage: Eukaryota; Metazoa; Nematoda; Chromadorea; Rhabditida; Rhabditidae. The transcript is spliced from 5 exons. Gene Ontology annotation, cellular component: cytoplasm; nucleus. Bases 1 to 1026 code for a protein of 341 amino acids. Gene Ontology annotation, molecular function: protein kinase activator activity. The record is from RefSeq and is a predicted model, not a curated record.